UCUGUACGUUCUAGUCUAACAUCGACACAGCGACUUCAAUUCCAAAACAACAUUUGCCGUCCGUCACCGAGAAUGUCACCAACGGAAGCUGCCUCAAAGCAAUGACCAACUCGCAUUCCGGCGAGUGCAAUAUCACGAAACCGUCCAGCUAUCCAACAAACAACAUUUUGUGCAAUGGUGUUAGUGGUGCUGCUACAGUUUUCAGUGUCGAUGAGAGGGCGUUGCUGUCAUCCGAGACUUCGGUUGCAACCCCUUCCUUAACCUCAAUAGCAUCGCCACUAAAUCUAGACAACAACAAUAAGUUGAAAAUUCAAGCCAAUCUGUCCAACAACUCCGUCCAAGAGAACUUUACACGUCCUAAUGGUUCUGUCACGAAGAUGACUUUGAAAAACAAUCACUUGAUCGUUGAGACUGAAGAGCGACACGUAAGUGCUCGAUGUUGAACAUUGAACGUUGAACGUUGAAAGUUAUUUGGUGUUGAGUGUUGAGUGUUAAGUGCUCAGUAUUGGGCACUUUUAAAUGCAGUUGUUGGUGUUGUUGUCGUUGUGCUUGUGUUUAGGUGAUGGGCGAAAAUAAGGA
Rhagoletis pomonella (apple maggot) is the source of this 579-nucleotide messenger RNA. RefSeq lists its product as uncharacterized. Bases 102 to 443 code for a protein of 113 amino acids. The transcript has a single exon. The record is from RefSeq and is a predicted model, not a curated record. NCBI's taxonomy places the organism in Eukaryota, Metazoa, Arthropoda, Insecta, Diptera, Tephritidae.